AUGAAGUUUUACAUCGACGAUCUGCCGGUUCUGUUUCCCUAUCCAAAGAUAUAUCCAGAGCAAUACAAGUAUAUGUGUGAUAUCAAAAAAACUCUAGAUGCUGGGGGAAAUAGUAUCUUAGAAAUGCCUUCAGGGACCGGUAAAACCGUUUCCUUAUUGUCUCUGACAAUUGCGUAUCAACUGCAUUAUCCUGAGCAUAGAAAGAUCAUUUAUUGUUCUCGUACCAUGUCCGAGAUCGAAAAGGCACUUGUGGAAUUAGAAAAUCUGAUGGAUUAUAGAAGUCGAGAACUAGGAGUACAUGAGGAUUUUAGAGGACUUGGUCUUACUUCAAGAAAGAAUCUUUGUUUGCAUCCAAUCGUUAGUAAAGAAAGGAAAGGUACAGUUGUUGACGAAAAAUGUCGUCGUAUGACAAAUGGUCAAGCCAAGCAAAAAUUAGAGACCGAUCCAGACUCUAAAGUUGAGCUUUGUGAGUACCAUGAGAAUUUGUACAAUAUUGAGGUGGAAGAUUAUCUGCCCAAGGGGGUGUAUUCGUUUGAGCGACUAAUUAAAUACUGUGAGGAAAGAAAACUGUGUCCAUAUUUUAUUGUUCGUCGUAUGAUUUCGCUUUGCAAUAUCAUUAUCUAUUCUUACCAUUAUCUACUGGAUCCAAAGAUUGCUGAAAGAGUCUCCAGGGAAAUGUCAAAGGACGGUAUUGUCAUUUUUGAUGAGGCGCAUAAUAUUGAUAAUGUCUGCAUUGAAUCGCUGUCGCUGGACUUGACAAAUGAUGUACUGAAACGAGCUACGAAGGGAGCCAAUGCUUUAGAAAAUAGGAUAGAAGAAGUUCGCAGAGUCGAUGCGCAAAAGUUGCAGGAUGAGUACGACAAGCUGGUUCAAGGCUUACAUACCGCCGAAAUUCUAGAGCCAGAAGAAGAGUCAGCAUUAGAGACCCCGGUUUUAUCUCAAGAUUUGCUGACCGAAGCAAUACCGGGAAAUAUUAGACGAGCUGAACAUUUUGUGUCAUUUCUCAAGCGUCUGAUCGAGUAUCUUAAAACUAGGAUGAAAGUUUUGCAUGUUAUUUCAGAAACACCAAAAUCAUUCCUUCAGCAUUUAAAACAACUCACAUUCAUUGACAGGAAACCUCUUAGAUUUUGCUCGGAACGUCUGUCAUUGUUGGUAAGGACACUGGAAGUGUCUGAAAUUGAAGACUUCAUGGCAUUAAAGGAUAUCGCCACGUUCGCGACCUUAAUAUCAACUUAUGAAACUGGUUUUUUACUGAUUAUUGAGCCAUAUGAAAUUGAAAACGCAGCCGUGCCGAAUCCCAUCAUGCGAUUUACAUGUCUGGACGCAUCUAUUGCAAUCAAGCCAGUUUUUGAGAGGUUUUCUUCCGUGAUUAUCACAUCAGGUACUAUAUCUCCCUUAGACAUGUACCCACGAAUGCUAAACUUCAACACUGUACUCCAAAAAUCCUACGCAAUGACUCUAGCGAAAAAGUCGUUUUUGCCAAUGAUUGUCACCAAGGGUUCCGAUCAAGUGGCAAUUUCCUCCAGAUUUGAGAUCAGGAACGAUCCUAGUAUUGUUCGUAAUUAUGGGUCAAUGCUAGUAGAGUUUUCCAAGAUAACACCUGAUGGGAUGGUAGUGUUUUUUCCAUCGUAUCUCUAUAUGGAGAGUAUCAUUUCAAUGUGGCAGACUAUGGGUAUUCUAGACGAGGUUUGGAAACACAAAUUAAUUCUAGUCGAAACUCCAGAUGCUCAAGAAACUUCUCUGGCUUUGGAGACCUAUAGAAAAGCGUGCUCAAAUGGUAGAGGUGCCAUUCUUUUAUCUGUUGCUCGUGGUAAAGUUUCGGAAGGUAUCGAUUUUGAUCAUCAUUAUGGUAGAACGGUUCUCAUGAUUGGUAUUCCAUUUCAAUACACAGAAUCUAGAAUUCUAAAAGCACGUCUAGAAUUCUUGAGAGAGAAUUAUCAAAUUCGAGAGAACGACUUUUUAUCGUUUGACGCAAUGAGACAUGCUGCACAAUGUUUGGGUAGAGUGCUAAGAGGUAAAGACGAUUACGGAGUUAUGGUUUUAGCGGACCGUAGAUUUUCACGGAAGAGGAAUCAGCUGCCUAAAUGGAUAUCUCAGGGCCUUUCCGAUGCAGAUUUAAAUCUUUCAACAGAUAUGGCGAUUGCUAAUGCCAAGCAGUUUCUAAGAACAAUGGCGCAACCUACCGAUCCCAAAGAUCAAGAAGGGGUAUCGGUCUGGAGGUAUGAGGAGCUACUACAAUAUCAAGAAGAGGAGAAAAGUAAAAAAGGAUAUCAGAACGGAAAUGGUACAGUCGUCAACGAACUAGAUGUUGACAUUGAAAUGAAUUGA
Torulaspora delbrueckii is the source of this 2328-nucleotide messenger RNA. RefSeq names its product TFIIH/NER complex ATP-dependent 5'-3' DNA helicase subunit RAD3 (gene RAD3). Lineage: Eukaryota; Fungi; Ascomycota; Saccharomycetes; Saccharomycetales; Saccharomycetaceae. The transcript has a single exon. Gene Ontology annotation, molecular function: hydrolase activity, acting on acid anhydrides, in phosphorus-containing anhydrides; ATP binding; DNA helicase activity. Gene Ontology annotation, biological process: transcription by RNA polymerase II; positive regulation of mitotic recombination; nucleotide-excision repair. The coding region runs from base 1 to 2328 and encodes 775 amino acids. The record is from RefSeq and is a predicted model, not a curated record. Gene Ontology annotation, cellular component: nucleus.